Molecule: messenger RNA, 5470 nt
Organism: Molossus molossus (Pallas's mastiff bat)
Lineage: Eukaryota; Metazoa; Chordata; Mammalia; Chiroptera; Molossidae
Gene: TLR4
Product: toll like receptor 4
Exons: 2
Coding region: 122-2371 (749 amino acids)
Biological process (GO): toll-like receptor signaling pathway; inflammatory response; immune response
Cellular component (GO): membrane
Molecular function (GO): transmembrane signaling receptor activity; lipopolysaccharide immune receptor activity; lipopolysaccharide binding
Source: RefSeq, a predicted model, not a curated record
ACGGAAAAUGCCGGGAUAAUGCUGCUCACCCGCCUGGCAGGGGCUCUGGUCCCCGCCAUGGCCUUCCUCUCCUGCCUGAGACCUGAGAGCUGGGACCCUUGCGUGCAGAUGUGAAAUUCAGAUGAUUGAAGAUGAUGCGUAUCAAGGCCUAAACAAUCUCUCCAUCUUGAUAUUGACGGGAAACCCUAUCCAGAGCUUAGCCCCAGGCGCCUUUUCUGGACUAUCAAGUUUACAGACACUGGUGGUUGUGGAGAUAAACCGAACAUCUCUAGAGGACUUGCCCAUUGGACACCUGCAAACCUUGAAGGAGCUCAAUGUGGCUCACAAUUUUAUCCAUUCCCUCAAGUUACCUGGAUAUUUUUCUAACCUGCCUAACCUGGAGCACUUGGAUAUUUCCAAUAACAAGAUCCAAAGUAUUUCCCAGAAAGACUUGCAGGUUCUACAUCAAAUGCCCCCAUUCAAACUCUCUUUAGACCUGUCCCUCAACCCUUUAGACUUUAUCCAACCAGGUGCCUUUGAAAAUAUUAAGCUCCGUGAACUGACUUUGAGAAGUACUUUCAAUAAUACAGACGUCAUGAAAACUUGCAUUCAAGGUCUGGCCGGUUUAAAGAUCAAUCAGUUGGUUCUGGGAGAAUUUAGAAAUGAAAGGAUCUUGGAAAAAUUUGACAAAUCUGCCCUGGAGGGACUAUGCAAUUUGACCAUUGAAGAAUUCCGGAUAGCACACUUUGACGACUUCACAGAGGAUGCUCUUGGCGUUUUAAAUUGUUUGGCAAAUGUUUCUACAAUUUCUCUGGUGAGUCUGGAUUUAGACAAUCUAGACGGCCUGCCUAAAGUUUACAAAUGGCAAUACCUAAAAUUGACUAAUUGUAACUUUAAACAUUUUCCUGAAUUGGAGUUUGCUUUUCUCAAAAAGUUUGUUUUCAAUGCCAACAAAGUUAUGACCAGUUUUACUAAAGUUACGCUACCAAUGCUUGAGUUUCUAGAUCUCAGUAAAAAUCACUUGAGUUUCAAGGGCUGCUGUUCUCACAUUAAUUUUGGGACAACCAGACUGAAACACUUAGAUCUGAGCUUCAAUGAUAUUAUUACCAUGGGUUCAAACUUCAUGGGCUUAGAGCAACUAAAGUAUCUGGAUUUGCAACAUUCCAGUUUGAAACAGAUCAAUGAGUUUUCAGUAUUCCUAUCACUCAAAAACCUCCGCUACCUUGAUAUUUCUUAUACCAACACCAAAGUUGUCUUCCCGGGCAUCUUCGAUGGCUUGGUCAGCCUCGAAGUCUUGAAAAUGGCUGGCAAUUAUUUUCAGAAUGACUUCCUUCUAGACAUCUUCACACAUAUGACUAAUUUGACCAUCCUGGACCUCUCUAUGUGUCAACUAAAAUCGGUAGCCCAGGGAGCAUUCAGCUCACUCCUUAAGCUGCAGGUGCUAAAUAUGAGUCACAAUAACCUCUUGUCCUUGGAUAUGCUUCCUUACAAAAAUCUCUCCCUCCACGUUCUGGAUUUUAGUUUUAAUCAUAUAGUGGCUGCCAAUGGGCAAGAACUACGACAGUUUCCAAGUAGUGUGACUUUCUUAAAUCUUACUCACAAUGACUUUGCUUGUGUUUGUGAACACAUGAAUUUCCUGCAGUGGGUCCAAGACCACAGGCACCUCUUAGAGGGAGCCGAACAAAUGAUGUGUGUGAAACCUUUGGACAUGCAGGGCAUGCCUGUGCUCAGUUUCAGAAAUGCCACCUGUCAGUUGAGCAAGACUAUCAUUAGUGUGUCUGUUCUCUCCAUACUUGUGGUAUCUGUGGUGGCAAUUCUGGUCUAUAAGUUCUAUUUCCACCUGAUGCUUCUGGCUGGUUGCAAAAGGUAUGGCAAAGGUGAGAGUACCUAUGAUGCCUUUGUCAUCUACUCGAGCCAUGAUGAGGACUGGGUAAGGAAUGAGUUGGUAAAGAACCUGGAGGAGGGGGUGCCCCCCUUUCAGCUCUGCCUUCACUACAGAGACUUUAUUCCUGGUGUGGCCAUCGCCGCCAACAUCAUCCAGGAAGGCUUCCACAAAAGCCGGAAGGUUAUUGUCGUGGUGUCCCAGCACUUCAUCCAGAGCCGAUGGUGCAUCUUUGAGUAUGAGAUUGCCCAGACCUGGCAGUUUCUGAGCAGUCAUGCAGGCAUCAUCUUCAUCAUCCUGCAGAAGGUGGAGAAGUCCCUGCUCCGGCAGCAGGUGGAGCUGUAUCGCCUUCUCAGCAGGAACACGUACCUGGAGUGGGAGGACAGUGUCCUGGGGCAGCACAUCUUCUGGAGACGACUCAGAAAAGCUUUGCUGGAUGGCAAACCAUGGAGUCCAGAAGGAACAGCGGAUGCAGAAAGCAGCCAGCAUGAAGCCACAACCUCCACCUGAGGAACAGACACUCCUCAGGUGUGUCUUGCUCAGGUCGACUCAAUACUUGUUCAAUUAACAAGUAUUAAAUGCUGCAACACAGCCGGCAUCACACUAGGGAUGGUGAUUCACUGGUACAAAAGGGACACGGGGCUGCGAACCUCUUGGAGUUGACAGUGCAGAGGGAAUAAAUACUGUGCUAAUAUAGGACCUCCAGGUGGGUGUUCCAACCAGUUCAGCUAAGAUGCUCACCACACGGAAAGUCAAUUCAACUCUUACCCCAUGCAGCUGAAUUAUAACUCAGACGGUGACAUCAGAAAAGGACACAACUCUUCUCUUGAGCCUUUGAAUGGAAAACACUUGAUAUAUAACAUUUGGCCACCUUAAAACACCACAAUUGUGGUAGUUUCAACUAAACUGGGCCUUUUCUCCUGAAUAUCAUUUAAACUCUGUGAUGAGUCAGAAGGCUUCUGAUUCAGACCCUCCUCCACUCUAAGUCAGUUUCCUUACAAAGGCUGGAACCUUGCAGCAAUUCCCUAAGGAAACCCGAUGAACACAUAUUCGCAAACAUCCUGGUCAUUUUUUAGCAUGUCCUACUUAUUAGCUAAUAGUUCCUGAUAUAUUUUUGUUUUUAAUAAAUUCAGUUCUCAUGUCACAUGUCUUCUCUAUGAACCGGGAUCAUAAACAAGGAUGUCAGAGGUGUGCUGGACAUAUCCACAUUUAACCAUGAUCUUUCAAGCAAAUAUGUAAAACGUGCUCUGUCACUUGAUGUCAUUACACAUUUAUUAUCUACUAUGUUGUGACUGCCAUAAAGGCAACAUUAAAAUAACUCGGUAGAAAGUGGCACCUGUUGUAAUGGGGGGAGAAGUCCGGCUUCCUGGUCUCAUGAUGAGCAGUCAGGGCAGGAGGAAGGGCACGAGGUGGGUGGCCUCAGGACCACAGCUCUUCUGGAUGAUCCCAGCCGGGGUGACGACAUGGCAAGAGCUGCAGCAAAGGUUUCCUCCGUGUCCAAUGAGUAUUUGAUGAAACACUGAAUCCCCCAGGGGACUGUGACAUGAUUCCAAGCGGGGAGCGCACAUUGCAGUUCUGCUGGGCAUCACUCCGUGACCACAUUUACAAAAGAGCAGAUGUUCUCAUUGCGAAAAUACGUUCCUGAGGUUCGUGUGGGUCAUGGCAGUUCUCACAAAAGCACACUCACCCAGGUUCCCCAGAAGAAAGCAGUAAGGACAUUUGAAAGACACGGUUGUCAAAACCUGAACGGUGGCCCCACGCAGGGCCUGUGUAUGUGGCUGAGAGUCUCAGAGUGUGUUUUGGUCGAGCAUGGUGGGAGUCGCUGAACGUGCCUGGGUGUGUUUUUAGGUCUUAAUGUGCUAGUGACAGUGGAUGCAUGUAUUUGUGCACACACCUCUCCGUGUUCUUGGCUGUGUCUGUGGGAUCACGUGUGCAUGGAUGAGAGUGAUCACAUAGCAAGGGGGGGGAUACACACAUUUGAUGGGGACGUCUACAGCUGUUUUGGGUUCUGUGCCCUUGUGUUUGUAUGUGAUUGCUUAUAGGUGAGUGCCCUGGAUUCUGAGCAGCCUGCAGGUCUGUUUUUAUGUGUGUCCUGGCUGUGUGAGUGUGCUCAUGUUCGUAUUUGAGUAUGUGUUCUGCAUAUGUGUUUUGGUAUAAGCAAAUAUACAAGACUGCAAGGAGGAAAAUGAAAAUACAAUUGGAGUGGUUCCUGUCUACUCUCCCCAUCAGCCCCUUCUGCCAGAUGGGAAUCCUGGAAAUCGAGGGUGGGGGAGACAAGGAUAAACGACUGCUCUGACAGGAGCAGAGGGGGUGAGAGAGGAAAGUCAGGCCUAGGCACAGGUUUCAGAACCAUUUCAAUUCUCCGGAUUAAAGAGACAUGAAGGGCAGAAUAAAAGGAAAUUAAUAUAAUUAGCAAGCCUUCAGUUUGGAUAACGCCCUACAAAUUGGAACACGAUGACACAGUGACGACCACACUUGAAUCUCGUAUCAUCCAGGUGAAGUAGCAGACCGAGAACGAGAUUCCCAUUUCAUGCAGGUGAAACCUGAUGCUCAAGGGAGUUCGUUUAUGGUCGGCGGGCCAGGGAAUGGACGAGUGGCCGGACCUGCACUUGGGCCUCCGGCCUUGUCAGGGCAGCUCACUUCCCACUCCACCCCGCUGCUCACGCUUCAGGUUGGCAAACGAGAAGUGAAACCUGGCAGUUAGAUGUGUGGUUGACACUUGUCAAGGGUUUUUCACCAAAAUCGUGAAUCAUUAGGCAAAUACAUAUGCAUCUACAUUAUAUAUCCUGGGUGAUUUAUUUAUAACACAUUUCUUUUCAUGAAGGGUAUGAAGGAGAUUCAACCAUAGUAGAUGCAUGGGCAAUACGUUUAAUCAAUACGAACCAGAAAACCUGGACAAAGAACCAAAAGGGGAAAGAAAGACCCCAAGAGUAAGCUUAGCAUGCUGCUUCCCAUUCUAACUCCAGAAAGAUCAUUUCAGUUCGCUGGAGAAUGUGGCUACUGGAGAAAGCCAAAACUCACGUUCACUAUUUCCUAGGCAUGACUUGGCCUUCACUUCUCUGAGAAGCUACUUAACUCAAACAUAAAAAGAGGGUGGACUAUUACUCUGUAAAGCUGCUGCUAAGUGUUUAAAAUAAGUGUUUAAUACUAGGAACACGAUCUGUAUGUAUGGGUGAGUAGUCCUCUGGGACUUUGUAAAGAAGCCACAGGGAGAAAUACUGAGUGGUCUUUGCAAUAAUGGCACUUUAGCAAUUGUUUUCCCAACCGGUGGGACCACAGGCGGCCUGAAACUGUCAUUAGACGGUUUCUUUCCGAUUUGGCCUUCACUCAUGGGAUUGUCAGAACCCCGGCCUCCUUCUGAAUUAUAUCAACCUUUCUAGAAAAUGCCAACAAGGUCCUAGAGGGUCUUACAGGAAUGCACAAGAGUCCUCACAAGAAUGGCAGAGCUCUGUGCUGACAGAGAGCAUGUCUGUUGGCCUCAGCUUUUUCAUCCUUGAGCUCGAUAGUCCGCACAGAACAGACAGACAGCAUCUGCUUAUUUAAAGCAUUGAUGAGUAAACAAAGAGCCCUCUCUAUAGGGAAUGUUGGCCUCUGUGCUUCCCAGACAAG